Messenger RNA from Acipenser ruthenus (sterlet), 4855 nucleotides. RefSeq names its product transcription factor CP2-like protein 1. Bases 128 to 1627 code for a protein of 499 amino acids. The transcript is spliced from 15 exons. Gene Ontology annotation, biological process: regulation of transcription by RNA polymerase II. Lineage: Eukaryota; Metazoa; Chordata; Actinopteri; Acipenseriformes; Acipenseridae. Gene Ontology annotation, cellular component: nucleus. The record is from RefSeq and is a predicted model, not a curated record. Gene Ontology annotation, molecular function: DNA-binding transcription activator activity, RNA polymerase II-specific; RNA polymerase II cis-regulatory region sequence-specific DNA binding.
GCCAAUGUAACCGUGCCAUUGCAGGAGCCUUAAUGUGUUUAUUUAGCUAUUAAUUCAUAUUCAUCGGGGUUUAUAUCUAAGCCCCUAAUUAAGGGCAGCUUCUUCCUUGAGAAGUCAUUUAUUAAGGAUGUCUUUCUCCUGGCCGUGCAAAUUAAUUGCUGAAGAUUUUUUGGCGACGGGAUUUGGGUUGGGGCUGGAUCCGGAUCCGGAUCCGAGUGUUUUCCGAUUUGAUCGCGUUUGCAGACCUGCUAGAUCAAGUGAUGUACUGGCGCUUCCAAUUUUCAAACAAGAGGAGCCUCAGCCAUCUCCAGAGAGUGAUUCGAAAUUGUCCCCAUUUCAAUACGUUCUGUGUGCAGCCACGUCCCCUGCUGUCAAACUGCACGAGGAGACACUGACUUACCUGAACCAAGGUCAAUCCUAUGAAAUCCGCAUGCUUAACAACAGAAAACAAGUGUGUUGCACAGAUUUAAGCAGCAAGUAUGUUAAGAGCAUCCUUCGCGUGGUUUUUCAUGACCGGCGGUUGCAGUACACGGAACACCAGCAGCUGGAGGGGUGGAAGUGGAACAGACCAGGAGACAGGAUCCUUGACAUCGAUAUCCCAUUGUCAGUUGGGAUCAUUGAGCCCAGAGCCAACCCAACCCAACUGAACACUAUUGAAUUCCUGUGGGACCCGGCCAAGAGAGCCUCCGCAUUUAUCCAGGUUCAUUGCAUCAGUACAGAGUUUACUCCCAGGAAGCACGGAGGAGAGAAGGGCGUCCCGUUCCGGAUCCAGAUCGACUCGUUCAAACAGAACGCGAGCGGCGAGUACACGGAGCACGUGAACUCGGCAAGCACUCAGGUCAAAGUGUUCAAGCCCAAAGGAGCCGACAGAAAACAAAAGACAGACCGAGAAAAGAUGGAGAAAAGAAGCCCUCAGGAAAGGGAGAAAUAUCAGCAGUCCUACGAAACCACUUUCCUUACAGAGUGUUCUCCCUGGCCUGACCUGCCCUGUAUGACGAACACCCCUUCCCCUGGUUACAGCAGCUCUCCACCGAGCUUCAGCCUCAGAGAUGGUAGAAAUGUCUCUCCAAAUGAAGAGGGGGACCUGCUCCUUCCCAACCUCGCCGAUCCCCUCCUGCCCAACGCUUCCAUCCAAGAUGCCCAGCAGUGGCUGCACCGACAUCGCUUCUCGCCCUACUCCCGGCUGUUUGCUAAUUUCUCAGGAGCUGAUUUACUAAAGAUGUCCAAAGAAGACUUGGUCCAGAUCUGCGGUCCUGCCGAUGGAAUCCGGCUUUACAAUGUAAUCAAGAGAAGGAACGUCCGCCCACGCCUCACAGUCUAUGUGUGUCAAGAAGCAGAGCACAGCAGGGCUGUGCAACCACAGAAACAGGACCAGAGCGCCGGCACAUUGUGCGUAUACCAUGCUAUCUAUUUGGAAGAAUUGACAGCACUAGAAUUGACAGAGAAGAUAGCUAACUUAUACAGCAUUGCACCCUGCCAAAUCAACCAGAUCUACAGACAAGGACCCACAGGGGUCCAUAUCUUAGUGUCUGAUGAGAUGGUGCAUUACCUCAUCGACGAGUCGUGUUUUGUAAUCAACACACUAAAAGCUGAAAGCAGCGAGGGCUAUCAUAUUAUUUUGAAGUGACUUGACUGCGGAGUACUUCUGUUGAGUGAGCAAGAAUACUCAGACUCAAAGACUUGAAAAAAAGGACCAUAAGGGGUGGGGGGUGGGGGUGAAGCUUUUUCCCAAGCAGAUGUACAUGUUGAAACACUUGGAAUCAUAAUACAUGGAGAAGACAAACACGGAAUAAAGUGAAGUUGAGGGGUGUUUUUUUUUUUUUUAAUGAUUUAUUUGCAAGGUGUCACUGUGUGCCUUUGUCCCAUUCCUACAAGGAAUAGCACAAUGAUUGAUGUCAUUUUCAGAGUAUAAUGUGCACCCUUUUAAACACUGUGCUUGCGUAUUAUACAAGGGGUGCACGUUGUACAAUAGCUACCUUGUAAAACCCAGCGUCUGUUACAUGCAUUACACAGAUGCAAGUUUUAUAUUCUAAAAAUUAUGGGAACUAAAAAAAAAAAAAAAAAAGAAAUUUCAUUUUGUUUGAUCAAAAAAAAAUGAAGAAAAAGGACAUGUCUUUGUAUUUUUAUAUUGUUAUAAGUUGAUAAGAUAAGGGAGUUGUAUAUGUUAUCAUAACAUAAUAGUGCUGGAGAUAUGCUAUCAAAUAAGUAAAGGAAAAAUGAAGAUGGGUUAAACAGUCUAUCGAAGAAGGGACUUCACAAGUGGUCUUUACAGAAAGUGCAGCUUUAAAAUGCAGGGUUGGAUUCCAUUGCCAUGUGUGCUUGCUGGCGAGUACAGUGCUGUUCUGCUACUGAAGAGAUGUGAUGGGUUAUACACAUUCAGCUCUGCACUACAAAUAGGAUUUAUACCUUCAUUUUUUUCUUGCAGCAGGAAAGGUAUCGUGUGUGUGUGUGUGUGUGUGUGUGUAUAUAUAUAUAUAUAAUUUUUUUGUAUAUGUUGCCUUUUAGCACAAUAUAAAUAAAAGGAAGGCCGAUCUUAUCAGUUGCUUUAAAAACAAUAAAUCUCAAUCUUUAGUUUUGACUCCACUUCUGAACCUGGGUGAACAUUAGUCAGCUAGCUUUCAAAGCUAGAACGUGGCGUUCUAAACCGAGCAAUUAAAAACACAUUGCUCAAGAUCUCGGGUUGCUGGUUUUCUCAGUUCGUAAUGUUAGCAUGGAGGUAAUUAAGGACACUUCUAUGGCCUGUUGUGUUGUGAGGUGCACCCUCAUGGAAUGCUAAAAGCUCUCUAGAGGCACAGUGGUGUGGUCCUGGAGCACUGAAUGAGGGCAGAGUGUGGGUGCACUGCCGACCAAGCUUCCCAAACCACUCCGGUCUGAUCCCUGUGUAGGGACCCAGACAAGACCAAGUGCUGACCCAGGGUAACUGGGCAACAAGAGACGCAAAGCAAUCUGCCGCUCAAUUACUGUAGCAGUGUAAUAACUUUAUACGAACUCUUACAAGGAAGACUGGGCUUUCACAUCUAACAAAGUGAAGAUCGGUUUGAAAUAGCCAGCUGGGUACUGUAGUCAGACUAUGAAACGGGAAUACCAAAAAAUACAAAAACGUAUGGAUUUUUAUUAAGAAAACUGGGGGAAAUCAUUUUUUACUGCUCACUUGCCAAUAAUAUAGAACAGCUGGUUAGGAAAGCAACUCCACAGGGAACAGGCUGGCUCGCUCACUCGCUCUCGUCCCUUUCAUUGGGAAUGCUCUUGAGUUCGGAUCGCUCGCUCUCGUCCCUUUCAUUGGGAAUGCUCUUGAGUUUUUGGUCCCCAGUACUGCAAUUCAUAAAACCAGCACUCUGCUUGAUAGAAGUAGAGGUAGGUGUGCAGUGUAUUCAAGUCAAGAUUAGCUUUAUAGGAUUUUCAGAGGAGGAUUUCCUGGUGCCCGGCUGUACCCUGUGUCCCUUACUGUUCAUGUACACUGAAUUCCCAAGCAGCAAAACUAUGGAAAAAUAAAUAAAUAUAAAAGUUCGCUCCAACUCCUCAAAGAAUCCUGAUUUUUUUACUGCACCUUGGUCAUACCUACUGAAAAAUGCAACAGAACUCUGUUUUUAACCCGAGUGUGUUUCCACUGCAGGUGUUUCAUUUCUAUUUCUAUUUUAGCAUCACCUCACAGAGGAAUCUCUACACCACUCCACGGUAGUGGGGUCAUUAUCUCUCUUCCUAUGCUUUUGCAUCCUGUGACCAUGUAUCAUGCGUGCAUUGUGAGUGCUGUUUGUGCAAUGUGGCAUUCGAAAAGAAGUUGCAAAGAAAACCACAACUGCCUGUACACUGUUUUCCUAUUUUAUUUUUUUCUUACUAGAACGACAAUUGAUUCAUUAGCAAACUGCCUAUGUAUUUGCUGCAGGUCGUCUGGGCAUCAAUGUCUGAUUUCUCAUUAAGAAUAAUUACUUUGGCAUUUAAAUAUUAUCAGGCGCUAGUUAAAAGAAAUGCGUUUUUUUUUCAAAAGACAAAUGCAGUAUUGAGUUCUGUUUUCUUUGAAAUGGCAUUCCUGUGUGUGCUCUUUCUAAGCUUGAUGGAGGGGUGCUUUAUUUGAACCAUGUACUGAACAAGGUCCUUGGGCUGCGUGGCUUGGGCAUAGCUGGAUUUCUAGACUGUGUGUGUAAUCUCUUGAGUGUACAAUACAUAUAUUUACAAACUGAGAUCAAAUGGUAACUUGGAGCUGUGUAGAACAGCUGGGAACAGAAACGUAUAUUUGAAAAGUCAGCACUUUGUCCUUGUUGACAAAAGCUUAUGAACAAACACACCGGGAGAGUAAAACUCAUGAGUGGGGUUAUAAUAAUGAAGAUGGCGUGCUGCAAGAUCUCCAGGUGAUACCAUUUGAAACAGUAAUGUGAAUACAGUCAGUUGUAUGUGCACAAGGCAAUCAAGUUUCAGAUGUAUGCCAUGUACUUUGUAUUUAACCAUGAAGCGCAUACCAAAUACAAAUCAACUAAAUAUAAUGGCAUUGCUGGGGUCCUUUUCUCUUGAUGUUGAUGCUGUUUCAGUCUUCUAUGUUAUUACAUGUCUAACUUUUGUUUCAAAGAUGUUUUAUUGUGUGCGUGUGUGUCUAAAUAUUUAUAUAUAUAUAUCUCCCCUCCACCCCCAGAAAUAUGCUAGUGAUUUUCUGUUUUAAGUUGCUACUUCCCAAAAAGAUCUGUUGUAUUAUUUGUAUCCUGUGAGAAUGUAAGGGGUUGUACAGCAUAUUCAGUUAACGAUUCGUUUUUCUAUGUGUCGGAUUUUUUUUUUUUUUUAUAUUCAGUGGCAUUCAACUUUUUUGCUUGUUCUGUUCUAUCCCAACUUUUAUAUAAUGUAUUAAAAAUCACUAUUUGUUUCCAAA